Messenger RNA from Oncorhynchus mykiss (rainbow trout), 6596 nucleotides. Its product is annotated as ras and Rab interactor 2. NCBI's taxonomy places the organism in Eukaryota, Metazoa, Chordata, Actinopteri, Salmoniformes, Salmonidae. Gene Ontology annotation, cellular component: endocytic vesicle; cytosol. The record is from RefSeq and is a predicted model, not a curated record. Gene Ontology annotation, molecular function: guanyl-nucleotide exchange factor activity; small GTPase binding. Gene Ontology annotation, biological process: signal transduction; vesicle-mediated transport.
CUAGAGGUUAGCACUCGCUCGAGUCUUGCACUCGCGCUGCAGUGUUUUUACCGGGAGAGGGUUGAGCCUGAGCGAUGUGAACUGAACUGGAGUUCAGUGCAAUGGAGACGUUUUGGCAAGAAUGAAACUUCAAAAGAAUGAACCUAUACAAUACGAUGCAAAACUAUAUGAAACAAAAGUAAAACUCUAUGAGUUCGCGUUGCACCACGCAUAGACCACUUGGAAUUGUGUGGUUUCUGCCACAAGGAGACUGGACUUUGUGUUUAGGACUCCAGCCGACGUCAACACGGACGUCUAGACCUAAACACAGACGUCUAGACCUAAACACAGACGUCUAGACCUAAACACAGACAUCUAGACCUAAGCAUGGCUGCUACGCUGCCAUCUACGCUGCCAUCUACACUGCCCAGACCAGACUGUCAUAUGGACAGGAGUGGGAGCUUUUUUAAGGUCUCAGAUGGACUCACAGACUCAGACCUAAUCAUGUCUGCUACGCUGCCCAGACCAGACUGUCAUAUGGACAGGAGAGGAAGCUUCUUUAAGCUGAUAGACACGUUUGCGUUUGAGAUAGGGGAGCUGAAGCAAGAGAUGGUCCAGACCUCCCCAACAGAGGACAGGGACCCAUACCCUAUGGUUCUACAGGGGUUGGAGGGGGAGUUGAGCGGGGUUUACCUCCAGUCCUCGCCCUGUGCUGGCACCAGUGGUGAAAGGGAUUCUGGGUACGACUCCCUGCGUAGGCGGAUGAGUGUGCUGGACAGACUGAGGCAUACGCACCCCGUGUGGCUCCUGCUCACUCUCAGUGACACGGAGGCCACACAUAUACUGCUGCAGCAGCCUCCAGGGGUAUUCCUGGUGAGGAAGUCAUCCUCUCUUCAGAGGAAAGUUCUGUCUCUAAGGGUCAGUGAUGAUGACGCCUCAGGAGGAGCCGGCGUCUGUGACUUCCCUGUCAGAGAGAGUCAGUACACCUUUUCUCUGGAAGGAUCUGGGAUCAGUUUUGCAGACCUGUUUCGCCUGGUGGCCUUCUACUGUAUCAGCAGGGACGUCCUUCCCUUCACCCUGAAUCUCCCAGAAGCCAUUGCAGCCUCCAAGACUCAGAAAGACCUGGAUGAGGUGGCCCAACUAGGAGCAGGAUUCUGGCACUCUGCUCUAGGCAGCCUGCGAAGGACAACCUCUCCCUCUCGCCCUCCACCACAGCGCCCUGACAGAGACGGUGACAACCAGGGUGCAGAGAGGACACAAGGGAAACAGAGUGUGACUCGCCACAACAGCGUUCCUCCAGCUCGUCCCCCUUCCUCCUCCUCCUCUCGCCUGGAGAGAAGCCAGUCCAACGGGGCUCUUUGCUUCGUCAACCCCCUCUUCCUCCAGACUCACCGGCGGCUUGAGGAAGACCCUCCAUCCUCUUCCUCCUCUCCUUCCCCCUACGUCACACACUCCACCCCCAGCCCAGGAACUACCGGUGGGACGCCUUCGGCCCCUGUCACUGACCCCAACGUGAACAGGAAGUCACGCCCACCUCGGCCCCCGCCUCCCCAUUCCCUCUUAUUCCCGCCCCCCCGUUCCCUCUCCCAGCGCCGCCAAGCUCCCCCUCCCCCCACCCCUCUACCCCAGAAGCCCAAGAGCAGCAUGCCCGAAACGCCCGCAGCCAUUGUUGUCACCAGGCAACCACUGCAACCUUCAUCCAAUCAGAACCUUCGACCCACCCCUCGCCCUCCCAUGGGUGCCAGGCACAGCAGCCAUUCCAAAAAGAUGACAAGCAGCGCCGCCAUCCCUGUGCCCCACCAACACCCUCAGCACCCUCCUCCCCCACGCCCCAAUAAACCUGACAUCGACGCCCACCGGUGCCACAUCGCUCUUGAUGACGAAACUAUUGCCAAGGCUCUGUCCCGUGCCAAGCUUCCCCCUUGCCAGACACCAGCCAUACCCGCUCCCUCCAUAGUGGGAAAUGGUGCUGGUAGCCCCCCCAGCCCUCCGGGUAAGACCCCCAGGCGAGAGGGACAAGAGGGGACGCUGAGCGACAUGUCCAUCUCCACCUCUUCCUCAGAUUCUCUGGACUACUCCCACCCUCCCCUCUCCCUCCCCGCCAGCCCCCCUCUCAGAUUACGGCAUCACCUUGGCAACAACAAGGACAGCAGCGACGACGAAGACCUCUGUGACGAAGAAGAGGAAGACUACGGCGUCAGCCUGGAGAACGACCUGGACCAGGGCCUCCGUCCUCCCUUCAAAGCCCACCGGAGAGGGGUCGGGGUCAAAGUUGCGCUGAACUUCCGGAAAGUUUCUGGAGUCUUCAGCACGUUCAUGACCCCAGAAAGGCGAGCCGUGAGGAGGAUAGCGGAGCUCUCCAGGGACAAGAGUUCCUACUUUGGAUGCCUGGUUCAGGAUUAUAUCAGUUUUGUACAGGAGAAUAAGGGGUGUCAUACGUCAGGCUUAGACCUCCUGCAGACCCUCAGACAGUUCAUGACCCAGAUGAAGGCCUACUUGACACAGAGCUCCGAACUGGACCCGCCCAUCGAAUCCCUCAUACCCGAGGAUCAGAUAGACUCUGUCCUGGAGAAGGCCAUGCACAAAUGUGUGUUGAAGCCACUGAAGGGCGUAGUGGAAGUGGCCCUGCACGACUUCCAGGUGAGCAGUGGAGGCUGGCAGCAGCUGAGGGAGAACCUGGCCCUGGCUAAGACCCGGAGGCCCCAGGACCUGGGUGUGGACGGGGCCGUGCCCCCUGACCCCAUGGCCAUCGAGAAGAUCCGCCACAAGUUCCACAACAUGAGGAAGAUGUACUCCCCGGAUAAGAAGGUGUCGCUGCUGCUCCGAGUGUGUAAACUCAUCUACACCAUCAUGCAGGAUAACUCAGGGAGGAUGUACGGAGCAGAUGACUUCCUACCGAUGCUGACCUAUGUCCUGGCCCAGUGUGACAUGCCUCAGCUGGACACUGAGAUCCUCUACAUGAUGGAGCUGCUGGAUCCCACACUGCUGCAUGGAGAGGGUGGCUACUACCUCACCAGUGCGUACGGGGCCAUGGCUCUCAUCAAGAACUUCCAGGAGGAACAGGCAGCCAGGGUCCUCAGCUCCGAGGCCAGAGACACCCUGCACCAGUGGCACCGCCGACGCACCGCCCAGCGCACGGCACCCUCCGUGGACGACUUCCAGAACUACCUGCGAGUCGCCUUACAAGAAGUCAACAGCGGCUGCACAGCCAAAACCCUCCUAGUCCACCCGUACUCCACCACCGAAGAAGUAUGCUCGCUCUGCGCCUACAAGUUCAAAGUUCAUGACCCCGAGAACCACUCCCUCUUUCUCAUCACUGAGGCAACCAGUCAGCAGCUAGCCCUGGACACACACCCCCAGCGAAUCAAAGCGGAGAUACACAGCCACCCAAACUCGCAACCCUUCCAUUUUGUCUACCGCAGAGUGCCCAACCUUAACCUGUGUAUACCAGCUAUCCCAGCUAACCAGCACAAUGGCAACUGCCUACUGCCUAGCCAAUUGGAUGAAUGAAACUGAAUUGAAAUGAAAUAAAAAACCUUAUUGAUCCCUAGAGGGGACAUUGGAUUUUUCACUAGUGUACAAACACAUACAGGAACAAUUCAGACUCAUACAUCAGCACACAUAGACCUGAGAGAGCACUGAUGGAGGGUGGAACAAGUACUGCUGAGACUGAGGCAGUCCUAAUAUGGACACCACGCGGGUAUGAUGGAAUGAUACUGAAUGGUGAUACUGAGGAUGUCCUAAUAUGGACGUGUAUCCAUAGAAUGGUAGUGAAUGGCGGAAAUUGAAAAAAUACACUGUAUAUUUCAACUAUAGGGUCAGAGAAUGUUGCUGUGUGUUGUGAAGGGAUCCUAGACUACUCAAUGGAAAAAGUAGUUCCUAUUCUUCUAAAAGGAGACAGAAAGAGGAAGCAGGUGUGGAGAGAAGUGUCUGGUGUCUGCAUGCAUUUCACUCUCUUUUUUGGGAUACGGCACGUGAACGUCAGGAGUUGGUUGGUCAAGUCCAGUGUCGGGUCAGCUUGGACUUUGUGUUUCCUAAAGAAGGAGCACAAAAUGGCCGCCGCAGAGCCCUCCAUACUCUGAUACGCGCGCUCUGAGAACUGACUGACGUUUCUAGUAGUAUGACUGGGGCCUGAAGUAUACUUUUUAAGAAACACCCUUGUGUGACUCUUUUGUGAGGUCAUCGGACCAGGAAGUUCUCUUACAUCACAUCCUCAUGGUCUGUUUUCGUUACAAGGACAAAUGUACAUGCAUGCUCCUCUUGCAGAAGUCAGUGUAUCUGACUGUCUUCUUCUAACACUGGGACCUGGUUAGAGAACGCUGAGCUUCUGCUCCUUUCCGGUGCUUGACUUGGGCAGGAGCUCAUCGAAGCUAAGUACCUGCACCUCAAAUGUUCUGCUGCUUGAGCUCCUGUUCCUCUUAUAGAAUAUUAGCUCAAAAGUAUUGUGGAGCCCCUGCACCUGAAUUUGAACAGUACCGGCAGCCAGAAUCAAGUCCAGCGCUGCUGCUUUCUAUCCAGGUCAACACAUAGAAUGGGAUGACCCGACUGUGUGAUCUCACAGUUGUCUUUUACAUUACCUCUGGGGCUUGAUUCAAUCCGUAUCACCGAAAUCCAGCGCUAUAGCGGAAGGUUGACGUUUAUUGUCAUUGAGUCUUGCCCUGGGAGCAGCAGUGAGCGAUUUCCGCUAGAUGGGCCAGCUGCAAAGCCAAAAUUGUCUAAUUCGUAAAAAUUCAUGAAAACUAAAUGUAGCUUUUUGGUCAUAAUUUAAGGUUAGAGUUAGGCAUUCGGGUUAGCGGUGUGUUUAAGGUUAGAGUUAAGGUUAGGUUUUUAUGACUUUGUGGCUGUGCCAGCUAGUGACCACUCUGUAGAGCUGACUCCAGGGCAAGAUUCAUGACAAUAAAUGCCAACCUGCAUUUAGCAUGCUUGAUUUCUGAUUGAGCUGACAAAAUGCAGUUUACUAUGAAUGCAGUCUCCAUAAACGUGGGAACAUUGCCAUUAAAUGUAAAUCGCGCUAUAACUUUGAACUUCAGCGAUUUGGAUUGAAUCGAGCCACCCCACUGGGCACAAACUGGUUGAAUCAAUGUUGUUUCCACAUCAUUUUUUUUUAAAUCAUUGAAAAAACGUGGAUAGACAUUGAAUUGACGUUGUCCUGGUGUGAUGUGUGAAGAAGCUAAACAGAUGCUUUGCGAUGGUUGGCUGGACUUUCAUGUGGAUUUGGCGACACCUGCAAGAUAAUUGAAGAAUGGCUUGCAGCAGAAUGGACAUCAUAUCAACUUGCAUACUCUUGAGUUUACAACCUAAAUGUAAUUUGCAAUGCCAUUAUAUUCAAACAAAAGAGAAACCCGCAGACUGCUCUUGCUGGUAUUACUUGUUUUGAAAUAUGCUUUAAUUAGAGCAAGAGCAAUGUGCAGGUUUCUCUUUUCUUUGAGGUUAUCAUAUUCCCUCGCACCUGCAACCAGAUAAGUCAGAUGUGCGAGUGUUUUUUGAAAUAAGAAAUACAAUUAUAUCAAAUUAUAUAAGUGAAUAUAUUUUUGUGUAGCAUUUUGUCUGAUUAUUUUGCUGCAGUUGCUGGUCAACUGUAGACAACGUAAAAGUGUAGAUUGUGUUUUUAUAGGAAAAUUCUAUUUUAUUUGGAUUGAAAACGUAACCAGUGUGUUCCUGAGAUCAUUUCCCCCACAUGCCGUACGAUUUUAUGCCAGUAAAUUAAACCAAUAAAUAUUUUGGAGACAGAAUCUGAAUUGACUCAACUAAACGUGUGUCUAUAUCAACUGUCUCAGCAAAUGGGAAUGACUGUAUUCAAAGUUGUACUGGAAAGUUGAUAUUGUAUUUGUUGUUGAGAAUAUGCUAUUUUUGUUUCUGUCUGUUAUCUAUAGGGGUCACUGGUUCCUUAUCAGCUAUUGAGAAGAGAUUUGAAUCUAAACUAAUUUCCCCUUGAGGAUGAAUAAAGUACAAUCUCAUCUCAGUCAGUAUUAGUGUGUAUUACUGAGAGAGUUUGGUGAUCUCUAAAAAGAGAACGGUCAACCGUUUUAUUGAGAUAAGUAUUGUACAGUCAGUUGAUAUAAUGGUAAUCAUUCGGUAACGACAUAACCAUUUCUAACCAUUUUAAUACUGCACAUACUGACAUUCUCCUGACACACUUUGUGAUUGCUAACACCUGUAUGAUUUUCUUCCGUCACUGUUUUGCCCUAAUUAAAACGUGACGAAUAGAAAUGGAUAUGUAGUAUGUUCGAAUAAUAUUAAAACACUACUGCUUAACCAACCAAACUGUAUUUUUCAUCUUAUAUAUAUUCUGGGUGGAUUUUUUUUUAUUUUUAUGUAUUUUUCGAAUUGUAAUGCAAAUAAAGUUUAUGAAAUGACGGGGGGUGGGGGGUUAAAAUAUGCGAGAUGGUGUUGGGUGUCCUCCCCCAAAAGCCCUGUAGCCUUUCUUUGACUAUUGCACCCAUUAAAACUAAAACUCCCUAUUAUGGGGUUCUUUUGUUGACUCUGAGUGACCAUUUGUUGCCAUGUUGGACUAAAGUAGGAGUGAAUAUACUUUAAUAAGAAAUAACAUGCAUCUAAAAUGUUACUCCACAAACAGUUACUGUCGUUUGUCUUUGAAUAAAAACACCACAAUGUAA